AUGUCAUUAGUUCUUUACAAUAGAAACAUUCAGAACGACACGUCUAUUAUACUUCACGAUCCCAGUACCAGGUCGCUGGUGUUGUUUCAUGAGGCUACAGGAAGUAUAAGUUUAACUUCAAAUCUACCGGUACGUCAAAAAAGACUCCAGUUACCAGCAAUUGGUUCUCACUAUGGCUCAGAUCCUAAUCGUUGUCCUAAUUGUGGGAAUAUUAUAAAUCCACCUUCAUAUUUUAUUCAUGAGAAUUAUUUUCAACUUCUUCAAGAUAUUCCCAGGACGUCUUCUAAUGGUUCCGAUGGGCCGUUAGAAGGGGAAGGCUGCAUACCUUAUAAUCUUUUCACCCAGGGAUAUUACAAUAAUUUCUUCCAUGAGUUAGAAAUGUUGGGAAAUGGUGCUCGUGGAUCUGUUUUUAAAGUUGAACAUACGCUACUUGACCAUAGCCUUGGACUUUAUGCUUUGAAAAAGAUACCGAUUGGUAAUGAUGUAACAUGGUUGAACAAAUGCAUUCAGGAGGUCAAGUUUAUGACUUCCAUCACUCAAGAUUGUCUUCAUUUAGUGAAAUACAACCAUGUGUGGUUGGAGAAGACAAAAUCUUUUGGUCUUGUCACAACAAGGAAUGGGACUAAUAAACAGGAUAAUAGUGUCUGUAGCGAUGUACCUUUUAUGUUUAUCUUAGAGCAGUUUUGCCUGGGCGGUAAUUUAGAAGGCGUUGUUAAUGAACAGGUAUUCCAUAAACUAACAGGGAAGGAGACACCAGAGGACAGGAAACGUUUAUUUAAGAUGAAGAAGAAAGGUGCGCCGCUGCAGCAAUUAGGGCUAACGACGUUCCAAAUACUUUCGAUAGCAUCGGACUUGGCACAUGGGUUGCAGGAACUACAUUCACUUGAUAUCAUUCAUAGGGAUUUAAAACCGUCCAACUGUCUAUUACUAGACGUCUAUAAGACAGGCGUGAAGGAUAAUUUUCCAAAAGUUUUAAUUGGUGACUUCGGAGAAAGUCAGCUCCGUGGUCAAUUGAGAACUGCAACUGGAGCAACUGGGACACUUGAAUUUACCGCUCCAGAGUUAUUGAUCUUUGAGGAUGAAUUGCGUAUUAAGGUUUUGGAUACAAGUGCACCUCAAUUUACCUUUGAGUCAGAUAUGUAUUCAUUGGGUAUGAUAUUAUAUUAUGUUGUAUUUGGCGAAUUACCCUUCAAGAGUGGUCUCGAAAUGCGCAAGUUAAAAAGCCAGAUCAAGCAGUACACGUGCAGUACCAAGGAUUUACAUAAACGUCAUCAGGAACUUAAUCUGCUUCCUAUUGAUAUCGGUAUCUUUGAUUUGAUCAGUCACUUAAUGUCACCUGUAUCUUCUAACCGGCCAUCCGCGACAGAAACCAUAUCUACGGUGCAACGUCUUGCUGCUUCUCAAGAAGCGAAGACUAUGGCUCCAACUCUAAAGCAGGAUGGAGACAGGGGAUUGAUUGGUAGAGCAAUAUUUAUAUCAACCCACUUAGCGCUCAGUAUUGUCUAUUAUCAGUGGCGCUCUUCAUCUUCCUGGAAUUUCAUUAAUUUGGUCCUUCUGGGGUUUUCGUUUAAUUGCCAAGAUUUUCUCAGACCUUAUAUUAUAACUCUCGCUAUACUUCUUUUCCUCCUAUAA
Molecule: messenger RNA, 1632 nt
Organism: Eremothecium cymbalariae DBVPG#7215
Lineage: Eukaryota; Fungi; Ascomycota; Saccharomycetes; Saccharomycetales; Saccharomycetaceae
Gene: IKS1
Product: protein kinase IKS1
Exons: 1
Coding region: 1-1632 (543 amino acids)
Biological process (GO): protein phosphorylation
Molecular function (GO): protein kinase activity; ATP binding
Source: RefSeq, a predicted model, not a curated record